This is a messenger RNA of Hypoxylon trugodes, 2849 nucleotides long. Its product is annotated as catalase. Bases 529 to 2754 code for a protein of 741 amino acids. Gene Ontology annotation, molecular function: catalase activity; heme binding. The transcript has 3 exons. Gene Ontology annotation, cellular component: cytosol. NCBI's taxonomy places the organism in Eukaryota, Fungi, Ascomycota, Sordariomycetes, Xylariales, Hypoxylaceae. The record is from RefSeq and is a predicted model, not a curated record. Gene Ontology annotation, biological process: response to oxidative stress; hydrogen peroxide catabolic process.
UAUCGAGAUCUUCAACAAUGUCAACUUCAACACGUUCGUCUCACACGUGGCAUUGCACCUGAACUAGACAAUUAGUUUAUCCAACAAUGUGGCAACAUAUACAAUAUCUUCAAGGUCAUUGUUAAACAUGACAGGGAUAUGACGAGAUGGGGCUCUCAAGUAUUACAUCAACACUCCGACUUUUCGAUGAAGAAUUCGGGGUUCAAUCGCGAAUUGGGAAACUAAAUCCAUAAUACUAUUUGAUCUUCUCCACUGUUCACUCGUCAUUCGGUCUCAGCCUAGCAUUUUUCGUGGUCGUGAUGGUUUCUUGACGUCAACGACAUGUUGUAACACGCAAUUCCGUGUAUCAUGGCGACUCACGACUAUGCGGCAACCCGUUGGGAGGUGCGGACCGGUGCGGGUUCAAGAAGCUUGAUCUCCCCGUACAAGAACGGUCAAUAACUACGCUGUUGCAGCCAUAAUUUACCAAUUCUAAACCGUUGUGUAGCUCGUGUGUCUUCUCAAUCUAAUCUUAUUAGAGAGCCCCCUAUGUCAUCAGGUAUCAUAUCAGAUACGGCGCAGAAGGUGAAGAACAUGGUCGGCGGAGAGAAGGGCCGUAAGGUCGCAGACCUAGACGCCGUCUCCCAGACGGUGUCAUCCAAGGACAGAAUCACAACCGACUUCGGUGUAAAGAUGGGCAAUGUCGAUGAAUGGCUACGAGUUGCCAAUGAGGACAAGACUGGGCCCAUGUUGCUAGAAGAUUCACAUGCUAGGGAGAGAAUCCAUCGAUUUGAUCAUGAACGUAUCCCCGAACGAGUCGUACACGCACGAGGAGCCGGCGCAUUCGGCAAUUUCCGGCUAUUCGAGAGUGCCGAAGAUGUAACGACAGCAGGAGUUCUAACAGAUACAUCGCGCGAAACCCCUGUCUUCGUCCGAUUUUCCACGGUGCAAGGAUCUCGGGGUAGCGCCGAUACUGUUCGUGAUGUGCGUGGAUUCGCCGUCAAGUUCUAUACGCAAGAGGGCAACUGGGACAUUGUUGGAAAUAAUAUCCCGGUUUUCUUCAUUCAGGACUCGAUCAAGUUCCCUGAUAUUGUUCAUGCCGUAAAGCCCGAGCCUCACAAUGAGGUUCCGCAGGCGCAAUCGGCUCACAACAACUUCUGGGAUUUCGUAUACAUGCACACUGAGGCUACGCACAUGUACAUGUGGACGAUGUCCGAUCGAGCGAUCCCGCGAUCCUACCGCAUGAUGCAGGGUUUUGGCGUGAACACCUUCGUACUGGUGAAUAAGGAGGGCAAGCGUUAUUUUGUUAAGUUCCAUUUCACACCUGAGCUUGGUGUACACUCGCUAGUUUGGGACGAGGCAUUGAAAUUAGCAGGACAGGAUCCUGACUUCCACCGUAAAGAUCUAUGGGAAGCGAUUGAAAAUGGCGCUUUCCCGAAGUGGAAGUUCGGCAUUCAACUCAUUCCUGAAGGGAAAGAGAACGAGUUCGACUUUGAUGUUCUUGAUGCGACAAAACUCUGGCCUGAGGACCAGGUACCGGUUCGAUAUAUCGGCGAGCUCGAACUGAAUAGGAACGUUGAUGAGUAUUUCCCACAAACUGAACAGGUCGCAUUCUGUACUUCGCAUAUGGUUCCUGGUAUUACGCACUCCGAUGACCCCUUAUUGCAAGGACGCAGCUUUAGUUACUUCGACACGCAGUUGUCUCGUCUCGGAAUCAACUGGCAGGAGCUGCCAAUCAACAAGCCAGUCUGUCCUGUCAUGAACUUUAACCGUGAUGGCCAAGGCCGACAUGCGAUCACCAAGGGAACCGUCAACUACUGGCCUAAUAGGUUCGAGGCACGGCCGCCUGCAGCUGCGCAAGAGGGAUUUUAUACAGAGCCGCCCUUCAGCGUUCAGGGUAAUAAGUCCCGCACUAAGAGUACCAAAUUCAGAGAGCACUACAAUCAGGCUCAGCUAUUCUACAACAGUCUGUCAGAGCCGGAAAAGAACCACUUGGCGGCUGCAUUCUCAUUUGAAUUGGACCAUUGCGACGACCCAGUUGUAUAUGAACGUAUGUCCCAGCGAUUAGCAGAGAUUGAUCUAGGGCUUGCUCAACAAGUUGCCGAGUUGGUAGGAGGAUCCCAACCCCAGAGACAGGCGAGGCAGAACCACGGUAAUAAGGCAAGCAAGUUGAGCCAGACAGAGUUCCCAUCAGCCAAGCCGACGAUUGCUAGCCGGAGGAUUGCGAUUAUUAUUGCAGAUGGCUUCGACAACAAGACCUACGGCGCCGUAAAGGCAGCUGUGAAGGCCUCUAGCGCAUUGCCCUUCACCAUCGGUCCGCGCCGAUCGGAGGUAUUUCCCGCGGGCUCAUCGAAGACAUCUGGUAGUGGUGUCCAACCCGAUCACCACCUUGAGGGUAUGCGAUCCACCAUGUUCGACGCGAUAUUUAUUCCCGGUGGCGUGGAUUCAAUUAAGACACUGUCCAAGAACGGCCGCGCCGUCCACUGGCUCCGCGAAGCAUUCGGACAUCUGAAGGCAAUCGGCGGUACCGGUGAAGCAGUCGAAUUGUUCAAACUCGCAUUCGCUUUACCGGAGAUCCAAGUUUCGACGAACGAUCAGGCGGUCGAGUCGUAUGGUGUAGUUACGAUGAGCAAAGUCGCUCCCGAAGGCUUAAAGGAGAGUGUGGCUAUCGCGAAGGAGGGGGCUGGUUUUUUGGAAAAGUUCUGGUACCAGAUCUCGCAGCAUAAGAAUUUCGAUAGAGAGUUGGCUGGGCUUAAUACGCAAGUCGCGUAUUAGUAGGGAGGUUCGAGGAUAAAGCACGAAGGGUGACUUGGGAGAAUGUUGUACAUAUAUCGAGAUGUUAUCGGACUUAUUGUAUCUAUAUAAUGUUA